Messenger RNA from Centropristis striata (black sea bass), 3370 nucleotides. It is a transcript of the gene uso1, whose product is annotated as USO1 vesicle transport factor. Gene Ontology annotation, cellular component: Golgi stack; endoplasmic reticulum; Golgi membrane. Lineage: Eukaryota; Metazoa; Chordata; Actinopteri; Perciformes; Serranidae. The transcript has 25 exons. Gene Ontology annotation, biological process: intracellular protein transport; transcytosis; vesicle fusion with Golgi apparatus. Gene Ontology annotation, molecular function: protein binding. The coding region runs from base 166 to 3057 and encodes 963 amino acids. The record is from RefSeq and is a predicted model, not a curated record.
CCGGGGUCGAUCAGUCAGUGUACACACAGUAAAAAAACAUCAGUGUGUACCUCUAUUCAUUUUCUAUUCACAACGUGAUCACACGGACCACUGAGAGGGGAGUCUGAGGGUUUAUUCAGGAGGGAGAGACGCUUUGAUUACGGCACCGAGAGGACGUCUGUAAGGAUGAACUUCUUCAGAGGAGUGAUGGGUGGGCAGGGAGCCGGGCCGCAGCCGUCCGGAGCGGAGACGAUCCAGAAGUUGUGUGACCGGGUAGCCUCCUCGACGCUGCUAGAAGACCGCAGAGAUGCUGUCCGGGCUCUGAAGUCCCUCUCUAAGAAAUAUCGUAUGGAAGUUGGCACACAGGCGAUGGAUCACUUGAUUAACAUACUGCAAACUGACAGGUCUGACUCUGAAAUACUCGGCUAUGCUUUGGACACACUGUACAACAUCAUCUGCAAUGAUGAGGAGGAAGAGCAAGACGCAGUAGCCCCUAUCCCUGCCUCAGGGAAGCAUAAGAAUGCUUCCGUGCCUGAUGAGGCGGCACAGAAGCAGGCAGACGACCUGGGAGCCCAGUUCACAGACCAGUUUGUUCAGGACCCCGAACAUGUGACUCUGCUUCUCACUCUGUUGGAGGAGUUUGACUUCCAUGUACGUUGGCCCGGAGUGAAGCUGCUGACUGCUCUCCUGAAGAACCAGGGCGUCCAAAUGCAGGGUAUCAUCCUGGUCAGCCCAAUGGGUGUGUCCAGAUUGAUGGACCUAUUGGCAGACUCAAGAGAAGUUAUUCGCAACGAUGGCCUGCUGCUGCUUCAACAGCUGACCAAAAGCAACGCGGCCAUUCAGAAAAUUGUGGCUUUUGAAAACGCCUUUGAGCGUCUUCUAGAUAUCAUCACAGAAGAGGGCAGCAGCGAUGGAGGUAUUGUGGUGGAGGACUGUUUGCUGCUGCUGCUCAACCUGCUAAAGAACAACAGCUCCAAUCAGAACUUCUUCAAGGAGGGCUCCUACAUCCAGAGGAUGAAGCCCUGGUUUGAGGUUGGUGACGAUAACUCUGGCUGGUCUGCACAGAAGGUCACCAACCUCCAUCUAAUGCUGCAGCUGGUGCGAGUCAUGGUGUCUCCAGUGAACUCUCCUGGAGCUACAGCAAGCUGUCAGAAGUCCAUGUACCAGUGUGGUCUGCUGCAGCAGCUGUGCACCAUCCUCAUGGCCACGGGCGUGCCUGCUGACAUCCUCACUGAGACCAUCAACACUGUAUCAGAGGUCAUCAGAGGCUCGCAGGUCAACCAGGACUACUUUGCAUCUGUCAACGCUCCUUCAACCCCACCGAGACCGGCCAUCGUGGUGCUGCUCAUGUCCAUGGUGAAUGAGAGACAGCCGUUUGUGCUUCGCUGUGCAGUCCUUUACUGUUUCCAGUGUUUCCUGUACAAAAACCAGAAGGGACAGGGGGAGAUUGUGGCGACGCUGCUGCCUUCCACCAUCGAUGCUAAUUCCAUCUCAGCGGGCCAGCUGCUGUGUGGAGGCCUGUUCUCAGCUGACUCUCUGUCCAACUGGUGUGCUGCUGUGGCGCUGGCUCACGCCCUGCAGGACAACCUCACCCAGAAGGAGCAGCUGCUGAGGGUCCAACUGGCCACCAGCCUGGGAAAGCCCCCUGUCUCCCUGCUGCAGCAGUGCACCAACAUCCUCUCCCAGGGCAGUAAAGUGCAGACCAGGGUGGGCCUCCUCAUGCUGCUGUGUACCUGGAUCAACAACUGUCCAAUCGCUGUCACUCACUUUCUGCACAAUCAGGAAAAUGUUCCUUUUCUGACAGCUCAGAUCUCAGAGAACUUGGGAGAGGAUGAGAGGCUGGUGCAGGGCCUGUGUGCGCUGCUUCUUGGCAUCUGCAUCUAUUACAACGACAACUCGCUGGAAAACUACACCAAAGAGAAGCUAAAGCAGCUCAUCGAGAAGCGAAUUGGAAAGGAGAACUUCGUAGAGAAACUGGGUUUCAUCACCAAACAUGAGCUGUACUCGCGGGCGGCCCAGAAGCCGCAGCCCGUCUUCCCGUCUCCGGAGCAGAUGCUGUUUGACCACGAGUUCACCAAGCUGGUCAAAGACCUGGAGGGUGUGAUCACCAAAGCAGUUCACAAAUCCAGUGAGGAGGAGAAGAAGGAGGAGGAGGUGAAGAAGACGUUAGAACAGCAUGACAACAUCGUAACUCAGUAUAAAGAGCUGAUCAGAGAACAGGAUGCUCAGAUCCAGGAGCUGAAGCAGCAAGUAGCGUCCGCGUCGGCUCAGAACGAGCAGAUGCAGACAACAGUCACUCAGCAGCUGUCCCAGAUCCAGCAGCACAAGGAUCAGUACAACAUCCUCAAGCUAAAAUUAGGUAAGGACAACCAGAGCCAGUCUAACAGUCAGGGAGACGCCUCUCAGGUGAACGGGCUGCAGACGGAGGAGCUCACACAGCUCCGAGAGGAGGUGGAGGAGCUCCGCAAGCAACACACGCUCCUUCAGACACAACUCGGAGACAAAGAUGCACUCAUCAACAAUCUGAGGUCGGAGACAGCAGACGGUUCAGCAGGAGGAUCAGACAACACAGAACUGCUCAAGGAGCUGGAGGCUCUGAGGAGUCAGGUCCAGUCCCAGUCAGCAGAAAUCAACCAGAUGAAGACCGAGAGACAAGAGCUGCUCAGACGAGCUGAAGCGGGGUCCUCGGAUGCCGUCUCCAGCAGCGACGGCUCAUUAGACGCCGCCAAGAUGGCAGAAGUAGAGAGCAGACUCGCAGCACAGACAAGUGAAACAGAGAGACUCAAGGGGGAGGUAAAGAGUCUGUCAGAGAGCCGGGCGGAGCUGGAGCAGCAGCUGGCUUCAUCCACCAGCACGGUGGCAAUCCUGCAGACGGAGAAAGCCAAGCUGCAGACGGAGGUGCAGGAGUCCAAGAAGGAGCAGGACGACCUGCUGAUGCUGCUGGCGGACCAGGACCAGAAGAUCCACAGCCUCAAACAGAAACUCAAAGACCUGGGAGAGACGGUGGACGAUGAGGACGACCUCGACGCUCGGGACCAAACAGACGACGAUUACGAAGAGGACGAAGACGAGGACUGAGAAGAAAAAACACUGAAAGAAAAGAAAAGAAAAAGGAGACACGGGGGUUUAUUUGUGUCUGCCAACAGGCAAGAAAGAACUUUUCAGAAAGAAACACACCUGAGAAACUGAAGAAUAGGACUAAUAUAUUGAUGCAGUUUCUCUCUCCAGCUGCCAUGCUAUCUUCAUCUUUCUUUACCUUCUCGUCACGUCACAUGUACAUGUUAGUUAUCUGGACAUUUUCCUCUCCAAGGAUUCAGUUUUCAAUGACAGCGAAAAAAAAAAAGAUCUGAACAUGUCAGUGCAUUCAUCUCUGCUACUUUUCCCGGCAGCU